AGAGUAGUAACAGUAAACAAAUAAACCAUCGUACAUAUAUAUUUUGUUUUUAUGUAUUAUAUAUGCCAUUUAUUAUAAAUACCUAUAUAAAUUUGUGUUCGAAGGCAGAGUAAAGGGUUUUUUGUUUCUAAUUUUUCAGUUAUUGAUUUUUGUUUGGUGAAACUGAAAAUAAAAUCCAAGAAAAGAUUUUUCGCUUAACUGAAUUGUCACUUUCCCGGGAAUGUUUAAUUAACCUGGGGCUCCUCGUUUUCUUCCUUAUCCAACCCUUAUUUCAUGAUCCCAUUUCGGUUCAUAAAACUGGUUCGAAAGAUUUCUCAUCGUCUGGGGUUUUUGGGUUGAUUUUGGGAUUUUUUUUCUGGGUUUUCUUUGUGUCGUAGGGAAUGGAAUUUCUGAGAUCUGAAAAAAAACGAAAAAGUAAGAUUUUUUAGAGGUUAGUGGUUUUGGGGUUGAGAUUUGAUCUGGUGUUGACGACCCAAUAUAUACAUAUAUAUUUUAUAUUUCUUGGGUGGGUAGAUAGCUGCUAUAUUAGGCUUUUAGGGAUGAAGACUGAGUUGGGUUUUGGUGGUAGUGGAGUUUGGAACGAUGAAGACAAGACCAUGGUUCAGGCGGUUUUGGGUACUCGAGCUUUCGAUUACUUGAUAACAAGUUCUGUAACGAACGAGAAUCUGUUAAUGGCUGUUGGGAGCGAUGAGAAUUUGCAGAACAAGCUCUCGGAUCUCGUGGAACGUCCAAACGCGUCGAAUUUCAGCUGGAACUACGCGAUUUUCUGGCAAAUAUCGCGGUCGAAAUCUGGAGAUUGGGUCUUGGGUUGGGGGGACGGGUCCUGUAGAGAACCCAGAGAAGGAGAAGAAUCUGAAGCCACGAGUAUCUUCAACCUUCGACUCGAGGACGAGACUCAGCAGAGAAUGAGGAAGAGGGUUCUUCAGAAGCUCCACAAUUUGUUUGGUGGCUCCGACGAGGACAACUACGCUCUUGGGCUUGACCGAGUUACCGAUACCGAGAUUUUCUUUCUUGCGUCCAUGUACUUCUCAUUCCCUCGUGGGGAAGGUGGCCCUGGUAAGUGUUACGCUUCUGGGAAGCAUUUAUGGCUCCUGGACGCUUUGAAAUCUUCCUCUGAUUACUGUGUUCGGUCUUUUCUUGCUAAAUCUGCUGGAAUUCAGACCAUUGUUUUAGUCCCGACUGAGGUUGGGGUGGUUGAAUUGGGUUCAGUGAGAUCUGUGGGUGAAAGCUUAGAGCUUUUGCAGUCUGUUAGGUCGUUGUUUUCAACACAAUCCUCGCUCAUAAGGGUUAGUAAGCCCAUGGCCAUGUUGCCCAUGAUGGCUGAGAAGAGAGAUGAAAAUGUUAAUUUGACUAAUUCUGGGAUUUUGGAGAGGAACGAAAGUGUAGGUGUACACAAGAUUUUUGGGCAGGAUUUAAAUGCCGGGGCAGUUGCUCGACCUCAUUACAGGGAAAAACUCGCUAUUAGAAAGUUGGAAGAGAGGCCCUGGGAUUUGUAUCCUAACGGGAACGGGAGUCGGAUUGCUUUUUCUAGUCCCCGGAAUGGGAUUCCUGGUUCAACUUGGCCACAUAGUCUUCAGGGUGUGAAACAACAAGGGAACCCGACUGAAAUUUAUGCUUCUCAGAGCCCCGGGAGUAAUAAUAUUCAGGAGAUUGUUAAUGGGGUGAGGGAAGAUUUUCGGUUGAACAAUUACCAGCCGCAGAAGCAGGUCCAAAUGCAAAUUGACUUCUCGGGGGCCACUUCAAGGUCUACAGUGAUUAAUCAUCGUCCAACUAGUGCUGAAUCUGAGCAUUCGGAUGUUGAAGCUUCAUGCAAGGAAGAACGACCGAGCACUGCUGAUGAAAGGAGGCCGAGGAAACGUGGGAGGAAGCCUGCGAAUGGGCGAGAAGAGCCCCUCAAUCAUGUUGAGGCAGAGAGGCAGCGGCGUGAGAAGCUGAACCAGCGGUUUUAUGCUUUAAGAGCAGUUGUGCCUAACAUAUCUAAGAUGGACAAAGCCUCCUUGUUGGGAGAUGCCAUAGCUUAUAUUAAUGAGCUUCAGGCAAAGCUUAAGGCCAUGGAAGCGGAGAGGGAGAAAGUUGGGAGCAGUUCAACAGCAGCAGCUAUGGAAACUAAUAACCCAGAUAUGGAGAUUCAGAGUAGAGUUCCUGAUGUUGAUGUUAAGGUUGUUAAUGAUGAGGUUAUAGUUAGAGUAAGCUGCCAUUUGGAUUCUCAUCCUGCAUCAAGAGUUAUCCAAGCGUUCAAAGAGGCACAAAUCACUGUUGUUGAUUCCAAAUUCACCACUGUGAAUGACACUGUGUUUCAUGACUUUGUAAUCAAGUCUCAAGGGUCUGAGCAGCUAACCAAGGAAAAGUUGGUUGCCGCAUUUUCCAUCGAAGCGAACUCCUUACGGACGUUGUCAUCAGUUGGGUAGUAGAACAAGACUUGUUACUAAAGUAGUGCAUAGGGAUUAUAUUGAAGAGUUUGUUUAAAAGGAGAUUCUUCAAGAGUUUUUGAUAUACAGCAGCAACAGCAACAGAAGAUCCUUUAAGGAACAGCAGUGUCAGCUAGAAGUAGAAAAAUAACUAUCUGUUGACCAAGUAGUGCAGCCAAUUUUAUGUGAUUUGUUAAUACUUUUAUAGCAUACAUAUUUUGUCAUAAGUAUUCUUGCAAGGUGGAUGGAUUAAGUUUGUAAGUUUAACCUACACUUCCAUCGAUGGUAUGAAGAUGAAGCUGAUAAAUUUGUUUUUUUUUAUUUUCCUUUGUUCUUUCCCCAAGUGUUAGUUUUACUAACCUUUUGUUCUUUGUCUCUAGUUCCUUGCAUCAUUACCUUUUUUCUUUUAAUUGUUACUACUAUUGCUAUAGUAUAUUCUUUACGUUGGAUAUCAACUUCACAGCAAUUCCUUUGUUGAUUGUAUUAUUAGCUGAGAAAACUAUAAACAAGUUCAUUUAUGGAGAAAGAUGUCUAUUCUGUUC
Humulus lupulus (European hop) is the source of this 2950-nucleotide messenger RNA. RefSeq names its product transcription factor MTB1-like. Gene Ontology annotation, cellular component: nucleus. Gene Ontology annotation, molecular function: transcription cis-regulatory region binding; DNA-binding transcription factor activity; protein dimerization activity. Gene Ontology annotation, biological process: regulation of DNA-templated transcription. The coding region runs from base 540 to 2408 and encodes 622 amino acids. Lineage: Eukaryota; Viridiplantae; Streptophyta; Magnoliopsida; Rosales; Cannabaceae. The transcript has a single exon. The record is from RefSeq and is a predicted model, not a curated record.